AUGCGCUCUUCCUUCGCCACCCUCCUCGCCUUCGCCGCCUCGGCAUUCGCCCUCCAGGUCACCUCCCCCACCAACAGCACCGGGUGGUCUACCAGCGGCAACAACACCGUCUCCUGGGUCUCUGUCUCCACCGACCCGGCUAACUUCACCAUCGUUUUGGUCAAUGAGAACGAGUACCCGACCUAUUCCCAGGUUCUAGAUGCCCUUGUCGUCUCCAGCCUCGGCUCCGUCAGUGUAGGUGCCCCGAGCGGCGGUUGGGUUGCAGGCGCGGGCUACCAGGUGAACCUUGUUCAAGAUGCCACCCGCCUCGAUGCCGUCCUCGCCCAGUCUGGAGACUUUACUCUCCAGCAGUCGACUUCGAGUUCGAGCUCCGGCUCCAGCAGCAGUAGCAGUGGUUCCACUCUAUCUGUGCCAACUUCCUCGGGAACAAACUCUGGGCAAUCGACUGGCAGUGGCAGCAGCGGUACUCUGAACCCCACCUCUUCCGAUUCUUCUACCAACCCCACCACGACAAGCGGCGCUGCCCCUGCUAUGGGCAUGCAGGCGGUGCUGUUCGCGGCACUGGCUCUACUCGGCGUCACGCUUGCUUAA
This is a messenger RNA of Sparassis crispa, 591 nucleotides long. RefSeq lists its product as hypothetical. The transcript is spliced from 3 exons. The coding region runs from base 1 to 591 and encodes 196 amino acids. Lineage: Eukaryota; Fungi; Basidiomycota; Agaricomycetes; Polyporales; Sparassidaceae. The record is from RefSeq and is a predicted model, not a curated record.